Columba livia (rock pigeon) is the source of this 5138-nucleotide messenger RNA. Its product is annotated as KIAA1328 ortholog. The transcript has 11 exons. Lineage: Eukaryota; Metazoa; Chordata; Aves; Columbiformes; Columbidae. Bases 16 to 2103 code for a protein of 695 amino acids. The record is from RefSeq and is a predicted model, not a curated record.
GUAGUUCCCCGGCUGAUGCCGCGGGCAGCCUAUGGCGGGCGGGCGGCGCCAGGCGGCCUGACGGGAGUGGUAGUUCCGCGGGAGCGCGGUCCCCUCGCCAGCCAGCGCAGGCAGGACUACAACUCCCGGCAUGCCCCGCUCUUCCGCGUGCCGGCCGCGGCAGGGAGAUGCCGGCGCGGGCAGCCAAUGGGCGGCGAGCGCUGUGGGGGCGGCGGGGGGCACUCUGGGAGUGGCGGUUGUUUCAAGAUGGCGGAGAUGGCCGCUGGGCCGGGCGGAGGUGUUUACUGGAGCCGGGACAUUUCUGAUGAAGAACAGCCCAUGGUAUCUGUUUCAGAAGCAUCUACAAAAGGAAAUUUAAGAACAAGAUACUUGCCAAAAUAUCAAAAAAAUGAAACUGAGCUAAAAGCGCCUGUAGCUGUUGCUCCUGUUUCCAUGGAUCCUGUUAGAAGCAUGGGAGAUCUGACAGGGCAGCAGGUCACUAAUGAAGGAGGAAUGAAGAGUGCUUCUUUAAAGGAUUUGUGUCCUGAGGACAAGAGACGCAUUGCCAACUUAAUUAAAGAACUUGCCAGGGUAAGUGAAGAAAAGGAGGUGACAGAAGAACGUCUGAAAGCUGAACAGGAAUCAUUUGAGAAGAAGAUCAGACAGCUAGAGGAACAGAAUGAACUUAUCAUCAAAGAAAGGGAAGCUCUGCAGCAGCAGUACAGAGAAUGCCAGGAACUUUUGAGCCUUUAUCAGAAGUACCUUGCUGAGCAGCAGGAAAAGCUGUCGCUCUCCCUUUCUGAACUGAGUGCUGCCAAGGAAAAGGAGCAGAAGGCAUCUGGUAAGAAGAGCUCAUGCCAGCAACCGUCUUUGGAGCUAGAUGGUUCCUACUUGUGUAUUGGGGGACCGCAAACUCUUUAUAAGAACAGUAGAGCGUCAAAAGCUGGAAGCCCAGCCCGUGUUGCAUUUUCUCAGUCUUGCAGGAAUAAUCAGGAUUGCAGGACUGAAAUCCAUUGCAACCAUCAGGAGUGUCUGAAGGAAUAUCCGAUAGAAAAUGGCUUUCACAGAAAGUGUAACAAUAUGAUUUCCCCACCCAAGCAGAGCAGUCCUCACCGUGUAAAACCGGCUCAGGAGAUGGACCAGAAAGCCAAUGGGUUUCAGAGCCUGUACACUCAGCAAGCGAGUUGCAGUUGUGCCUGCAGGCAUGCAGGGAGCUCGGGGAGCAGGCAAGAGAACCACCACGUCAGCCAGGUACCGAGAACACACUCUGGCCCAGUUCACAAAACCUGUGAUUAUUCCAGGCACUCCCAAGUUUCUGGGCUGAACGACAGCGUGGAAUCAGGGCGUAAAGAAACAGAGCAGGCUAAAAGGUUGUAUGAAGAAAGAAGGCACGAGCUGCUUCUUCAGAAGAUGGAGCUGGAAAUCGAAAAGGAACGACUCCAACAUUUGUUGGCUAAGCAAGAGGCAAAACUGCUCCUAAAACAAGAGCAACUACACCAGUCCCGUAUGGAUUAUAACAGAUUUAGAGGCCACGUGCCUGGUUCAGAAGACGUGCCCAUUGAUGAAGCACCUGGAGAAGUUGCUCUGAUGAUGAACGGCAACAGCAUGGGGCUGAGUGUACCCAUGUUGAAAUGUGAAGAUUAUUUUCCAAGGACAUCUCUAGUAAGCAAAACCUCCAGAACACCAGGGAGCAGUGGUGGGAGCAGUUCAGGGAAGAAAAUGGCCAGUUUUGGUGCAAACAUGGAAGACGGGCGAAGCCUUCUCGUGCAAACCAGGAGGGAAGGCACCAAAUCAAGGAAAGGGACGACUUCAGGACCUAGGAAUUAUGCAGCCACAUCCCCUGUGCUGAUAGGCAGCAGCAAAGAGCUUGCAACCACAGCCGCAUCACCAAUCCAGCAUGACACUUUACGGUAUGAAGUCUGUCUUCUUGACCUGGUUGAAGCUAUGAGUCCGAUAUCUGCCCCAGGAAACCUCUGCAGAGAAUCUUACGACAGGAACAAAAUGCACACACCUCAUCGUGUGAGCCACAGGCCAUCGUCCUUGUACCAGAGCCCUCGCAGCUCCAGAAGCAGAGCAGACGAGCUGGAGGAGAGCCGGCUUCUCGAGGAGAUUUUCUUCAUUUGACACACCUCAUUGGCCUGCAGCCCUGCUGUAGAAUUUUUAGGACCUUCUCACUGCUGAUUUGUUUGUGUUAAAGUACUGUUUUUAAAUUAUUUGAGUGACAACUGCUUGUCUUCCCUCUUCUAAAACAUAGCUAAUUAGCAUCCUGUUUCAUUUUGGAUUUAGUAAUCAUGGUGCAAGAAUGUUGUUGGGAUAGACCAAUCAGAAAGCGUUAACUUUUUUUUCUAAAUCUUUCAUGUGCCAAGUAAUCAAUCUAAAAUAGCAUUUUUUUUAAUCUGCAACAUUUUCUAAUAGAUUGAAGUCACAGUUUUGCCAGCCUCAUAUCGGAAGUGUAUUUCAUUAUCGAUUUUUAGCUCUAAAGCAUUUUGCAAGAACUGCCUAACAUUCAAGAACCGCCACGUUCAAAGUAGAUUAUUUUCUAAUUACACAAGUCUGUUUAAAACCUGGCAUAUUAUAAAAGUACAAGCACUUUAGCACUUCUUCUCAGUGAUUUUAUGAUCUACUUUUUCCUUCAACAUGCUGAUAUUUAAAACGCUGGGUUUUAGGGGGUAUAUCAUAAACUCAACUAUACAAUGUCUAAUAACAUUAAUAGAUGAUGUUUCAGGCUGAUAUACUAGGCAUCGGUUUGAGAUAUGUUCCUCUUUAAAUCAGUGCUAUUUGACAGAGUUUAUGUGUUGGGUAACCUAACCCCGAAAUAGCAGAACACAGCCACACACUGUAGUGGUCCAGAACCUAUUUGAUGUGCUUUUCAGGAUGAAAUAUAUAUAGUAGUGGUAGUGUAAGAACAGUCUUAAGACAUUUUCACUAACUUGCACUAUUUUGAUAGUGUAUCCAGGCUCCAUUGUAAAUAAGACAAAUCAGUAAUUAUUUCCACUAGCGGCUCGCAAUGCACAUUUCCCUGCCGGCUUUAAUUAUUCAUGCUGUAUCUAUUUCAGUUUAUUUAAAUGCACUUCCAUCUACUGCAUGUACUUGGUUAUUUAAAGAAAUGUGCCGAAUUGGUAAAAAUGACUGCAGAUUACAGGAUUAAUGGUCAUUUUCUCCACAAUGCGGUGUUCAUAUUUUAUUGUAACAGUAGCCACCGGCAUGUGUUCCUAGAAACAUGAGGCUAAAAUACUCAUUUUGCACAGUAAAAUUGCAGUGAGAGAAAGGCAGAACUGAGCCAGUACGGGCAAGUUCUAGGCCAUUUGCUCCCAAAUGCCACUUUGUGGGCCAGUACGGCUUUUCUGACGGUCUCUUUAGGCAACCCUGCUUAUCUUAACGGCGUUGAGUUGCUGUGCCGAUCCUUGGGGUAUCGCCGCUGCCUCCCGUCAGUGUGGGAUUUCUGGCUCGUGCCCCCGGCAGCAUCGCGCUCUUGCAGCAACGAAACAAAAGGAGAAAGAAGGGGAAGAUGAACCUCGGGUUGCUCUGAGCCAUUUCAUUCAGGCUCAGUCUUCAUCGCUAAUUAGGUGAUAUCCCUCUCUUGCAUCCCAGCUGAAUUUUAAAAGCUGCUCGGAGGACUUUAGAGGAGGGAAGCGGCAUUACUGGAACAGAAAAUGACUACUGUGGAAAGGCCCUGCUUGGUCUGUCCUGCUAUCAGUGGAGUAUUACAGUUCUUUCCAAUAUGUCCAUCUGCUGUUGGAUGCCCCUCUUGUUCUACUCCCUGAGCCUGCAAAGGCACAAGUUUCUGUUUAAAGCCCCAAAGACGUAUUCGGUGACCUGACCCUGAGGCUGAAUAGUCUGCUUCUUUAACAGGGCAGAGAAAGGGAGAGGAAAGAAGAGAAAAAUGUAUAAGGAGCAGCAGGAAAACUCUGGAAAACCAUGAAGAGCUGACCAUCACGUAGAUCUUAGGGUUUUGGGUUGGUUUUUGGUGGUUUUUAGUUUUGUUGGGGAUAUUUUUUGUUGUUAAGGUUUGGCAUUUAUAGAGAAACAGUUCUCUGAGUUCAGUCCAAUUGCUUCUCUUCUCUUUUCCAGUUUGACUGAAACUUUAAUUGCCUUUUCUAAUAAGUCCUAACUGACCUUUUGAAACAGCAACAAAUACAUGUAUAUCUCUUGAAAGGUGCCUUUGUGUACCCAAUAGAGAACACUGCGUGGGUGCAUUCUGUUCUUUGGUUCUUUGUGGGUGCCAAUAUUUAACUGCUUCAGAAUUCCUUAUGAUCUGUUUUGUUCAUUAACGAUUCUAAUGAUGAUUUUUGACUUGAAUCUGUAUUUUGGUAGUAGUUCUUUUUAAAAGGGCAGUGUCAGGGUUGUGGGCUCCGUGCUCAAGGUUCUGUCCAUCAGUCAGAGCUACUUGGGAAGGUAAACAUUUACAAAGCCAAGAAUUCUAGAGCUAAAGUCGUUGAAAUGUCUGAUGGGUAAAGACCUGCCCAUUUUAACUGUCUGUGAGAUGUGGACAAAGAAACAAAAGCUAUUAAUCUGGUAGACCCUCUGAAAAAUCAUUAUUUAUAAUGCUGGCUCUUGCUCUAGUUAUCAGCAGUACAUUAGGAAUAGUGUUUAGCAGUCAGUGCAAGCGAAGAUAUUUUGCCAUGAGGCACUACAAAGUUGAAGUUAUUAAAACAUUUAUAGCCUUAGGAAAAAAAAAAUCAAUGGUUGUCAAAUAGGAAAGGACAAAAUCAGUAGCUGGGACUGGGAAGGGAAUUGUUCCCAUCUGCAAAAACAGUAGAGGAAAUCAUUUGACAGUGUCCUUUUAAGUUUAAGCUCCUAUAUUAGGAAGCUGCUGCUGGGGAGUUUGUCCAGCCGUAGAUUGUUUGUCCACAGUGUUCCCAGUUAAUAUGCUUCAGCUACACAUUGGGCUGUGUUUCACAUGGGGCUUUGUGGAGUAACGUGACAUCUGCUGAGGCUUCCACCCGUGCCUUCGCUCUGUGUCCUUCCCAAGUGGCUCAUACACACUCACUCACCGAGCUUUGUGUAGUCGUUGCUUUUGUGCACCUCGCAUGCCAUGGACGUGUGGCAGUCACACCCUUUCCACUUCUAGUGUCUCCAUUCUCAGUUGAAUCUCAUCCUGAGCAUAUAUUUAUAUACGUAUGUGAUGUCUUAAUCUAAUAAAUUAUCUGGGGAUUUCA